This is a messenger RNA of Chilo suppressalis (striped riceborer), 2769 nucleotides long. The record is from the annotation of a GenBank genome assembly. Lineage: Eukaryota; Metazoa; Arthropoda; Insecta; Lepidoptera; Crambidae.
AUGGAUCAUAAUGACGAAUAUCACGAUCCAGACUAUCAGGAGACGACGGUGGUAGUAAAAGACGAGCCUCUAGAGUUCGCAGAAGACGAAAAAAUCAAUUUAAUCAAAUCGAUAAUUCGCCGGGAAUUCUCAAACGAGUUGGAGAUCAGAGAAAACGAAGUAAUGCUUAUUGAACAAAGAAUGUCGAUGUCUCGACGCUUACUCCACAGCCUCCGCUACGCGUUGGUCAGCAACUACUUCAACGAUCAGAAGUUGCAGUUGAGCAACAGCCAGAUAGAAGAUGACGUCGCUCACACACAGCUCGACCCCCGAGCACGAAACCAGAUGACAUCGUUACUGCGAGACGGUCAAAGGAGACUGCAUCCUUCAGUUCGGAAACUCCUCGGCAAGAAGACUGUGGAUCUGGACGAAAUCUUUUUGUCGCGAUCGCUAAGAAACAAGACAAGGAAGGAUUACUCGGCAAUGGUGCAAAAGAGAAACUACACAAUCGCAGCUGACGCCACCAAAACCCUCAGGCCGGAUGCCAAACCGGAAGUCAAGGAGGAAACCGGUACACCGGAACCGGAAACGGAACCCAGCAGUAGUAAACCUAAGAAAGUUCCCCGACAUCUGGACCCCAAGGUUGAGAAAGUGGUCACCAUUGAUGAUCCCACUAGGAAUAAGAUGAAACAUAGGUACAGAUUUAUCAUAGGUAACACAUCGAAAUAUGCCCCCGGGGCUUCUCGUGCGGACAGAUCGACACACAAGUGGCUACUGUAUGUGCGGGGCACGGCUUCCUCUCCGGAUAUAUCGUCGACGUUGACCGCACUGGUGGUGCGCCUGCAUCACUCCUACGCGCCGCACCACACCGUGCGGCUCUGCAAGCCGCCGUUCCACAUAUCGCGCCGGGGCUGGGGCGAGUUUCCGGCCAGGUUGGAGUUACACUUCCCGCUGCCGGCGGUGAACCGGCCCGCCACGCUGGACCACACCAUCAAGCUGGACCGGAACUACACGGGGCUCCAGACUUUGGGUGCGGAGACAAUAGUUGAUGUCUGGUUAUACAGCACUCCAGAGAUGUUGGAAUAUGAAUACUUUGACCCUGUACCAACACCCUUGGCUCAAUCUGAAGACCCACCGCAAGAAAAACAAGAACAAAAAGAAAUCAAACCAAAAAUGGAACCGAUCGAGUACGAUUCAACUGGACAAACAGACAAUUGGCUAGACUUCUUCAGUAAAGACACCACAGAAUUGGAUGUGGAUGAAAUGAUUAUUAAACCGGUUAAAAAGGAAAUUGUCGAAGAGAAAAGUGACAUAGAGAACUUGAUUGACACGAACGUUAUUAAAAAAGAAAAUGAUAAAAAUGACACUAAUCAGAAUGAGUGGGCAGCAAACGACAGCAGCGAUGCACAGUUGACCAAUGACAAAUCUUUGCCACUCACACCAAAGAAAAGGAUAAUGAAAUACAUAGACAGCGCUACGGGGAAAAUAUACUAUUUGGAAAUGGACAGGACUCUAGAUUUGAGCAAAGUGCAAGAGAUCGUUAUUAACAAUUCGAAGACUGCUAAAAUUAGUCCGAUCAAAUCGAACGGUCUGAAGAAUUUCAGGAAGAAAAAAGGUGGUGUCUCGUUGUUGAAACCCGAAGUGAAAUGUCAGUUGAAAAAUGAUAGUAGCUCGGUUAAGGAGAAUCCGGUCGUUAAAGAUUUCAGUCACAUAGAGAACGAUCAUUGUUAUUUAGGACAUAAUUGGUGUUUCAAAACGAACAAUAAUGAAGUGACGUCAGAUAAUAGAACUGGUGCUGCUAGUGAAGUGAAAAGUGAAUCCGUUUUCCAUGAAUUGUGUUCGUCUAUAGGCAGAUUUACUUGUGUAAGAGACGCUGUGUAUUAUUUAUUGAAAAGGAUAGCGAUUAUCACCGAUAGGGCAACGGAUGAGGAAUAUGUUAGUAAUUUCCCAUUUGUGGUGGAGAACGAGGAGAAAUAUUGGAAAAUGGACUUCGCCAAAAGAAGAAAUAUUGAGUGGUCAAGAGCUAAACUUAUCAACCGAAUGCUUCUGGAUCAUUUCAAUCAUCCCGAGCACAUAUGGAGGACGAAGCAAAUACUCAUAUUCUCAAGACUGCACGGCUUCAAUCCGGUGAGGCCGGACCCCGUAGAGAAACAACCUGAAAACGAAGAUUGGUCAUCGUGGAACGACUUCGAAGGUUCAAGAAGAUCAGAGUCAAACAUCAAAGAAGUGUAUCCGAACGCUGCAGACAUUUGUUCCCUGUCAGUGUUCAACGGUGAUGAGUUUUUGAACACUUCUUACGCUUCAAUAGAAAGUUUGGACUCGGACGAGGAUGUGGAAGUGUUGUGUAGUGAUUCCCCUGUGAAAGUGAAAAGGGAAGUCGUGUUAGACUGUAGUGAUAGUGAAUUGACAAUGUUGCCAGUUGACAACGAGGAGGACAGACUUAGGUUUUUGUACGUGGAAAGAAAAUGUGCCGAUAUCGGUGUGGAAUUGAGGAAUGAGGAUAUUGGCAACGGUUAUAGUUACAGUGCCGUCCAUGCUAUCCUUCUGUCAGCGAUGAAGUCUUUAGCCGAGGAGAUUAUUCGCAGUUCCAGAGCCGUCCACUUAACCAGAGAUCUUCCACAGCACACUAUACCACCGGUUUGGGUCGGUGGGUCACGCGUGUCGCACACGGUGGGCGGCGAGGUGCACGCGGCGCUACACGCGGACACGAGGCUCCGGGCCCUCACCGCACACGCGCUGGCCUCCAGCGACACGCACCCGCCCCCGCCCCACCGAUACCAUGCCAUAUGA